AUGUUUGCAAAUCAUGGAAGGUUAUUUCGUACAUCUAUGCCAGAAUUAUCAGGAAUCGAAACAACGAUAGAGAUACACAAGAAGGGUUUUAACGUAUUGGAACAAAAUCGUAACAUACCAAUCAUAGCUUAUACAACAAAUCCUUGCGAAGAACGAUUUUUUGAAGCUGGAAUGAACGGAUGGGUCGGAAAACCAGCAAAGCAUUGGAUGGUUCGAAAAGAAUUGGAGAGGCUUUUAUUUGAGGUGAUGCUUGAUAUUUCGAUAGAUCCUGUAUAUUGA
Funneliformis mosseae is the source of this 279-nucleotide messenger RNA. Lineage: Eukaryota; Fungi; Glomeromycota; Glomeromycetes; Glomerales; Glomeraceae. The record is from the annotation of a GenBank genome assembly.